This is a messenger RNA of Salvia splendens (bonfire salvia), 1321 nucleotides long. RefSeq lists its product as uncharacterized. NCBI's taxonomy places the organism in Eukaryota, Viridiplantae, Streptophyta, Magnoliopsida, Lamiales, Lamiaceae. The transcript has 6 exons. The coding region runs from base 112 to 1092 and encodes 326 amino acids. The record is from RefSeq and is a predicted model, not a curated record.
AUAACUAUAUAAUGUGAGUUUCCAUGUCCAGUUUAUUACACCGAAACUGAAUCUUUUGUUUACAUUUCCAUAAAAAAAAUUCGACAUUGAUUUGAUAUUAGCCAAUAAACAAUGGCGAUAAUGGAUCUAUUACGAGCAUAUCCCAAUUUUGGUGAGCUAGCGUUUAAUUCAAGAGGAUUAUUCCCUGGAAAAUUAGGCAACUCUUCCGCAGCUGCGUACGCCUUCAGCCUCCCUUUCGCUUUUGGGGCUUUACUUGGGAAUGGAGUGACGCAAUAUGCUUAUUGCGAUGUUGGUGCCACGUUAAGCGAAGAUUAUCUUUCUAAAAUACGGGUUGCAUCUGGAAAAAUCUUCCAAAAUGAUGCCCUGACAUACAGUACAAAGCAGUAUGAUAUUCAAAUGAAGCCACUUUUCUCAGCUUUCCACUGGAAAGCUCUCACGAUGACAUCACUGAGGUCAUUUUCGAUAUUCUAUCUUCCUCUUCUAGAACCACACUUAUGCAUGGAAGAGGAUGAAGACGACUUCCUAGCAGAUGAUAUGGGAGAAAAUAAAAUAGACUUGGUGAUUCCUUUUAAAAAAUCAGUUAGACAAAUAAUGCUUGAGACGACAGUAAUCACAACAAGGCGCCUUCUUGAAAGAGUUGUAGUUUAUUAUGGUUCACAACGCAUGGCAUGGAAAAUUCUCAAAGAUGUCCCCCAUUCCGCCCUUCGGAAGGCUGGAAGACAUAUGUCGAUUUUCAAAUACAUAUACUGUGUCGGUAGAACUACUUUUAGAGGACAUUUCUUAGGAGUUUUAGCUUCAUGGAUUGUUCACAUUGGCAUAGACAUCUACCAGUUCUUUUCUUCUGUUUCCAAAGCCAGAAAAGUCAUAGACUCAAACGUUGACAAAACGAAACAAGUAAGAAUUCUUAGAAGAAAGGUCUCGGGUGCCACUGUCGGGUGUUGUGCUUCACUCUUCUUCGCCUCAGUAGGGGCCGGAAUAGGGGCGAGUUUAACUCGCCCUUCUGUAGGACAAUGGAUUGGAAGUGGCUUGGGGGAUGUAGCAGGGCCUAUUAUCAUCGCCUUUUGUUUUGAAAAAGCUCGUGGUGAGAUCUAAUGCUUCUUUCAGGAUAAAAGAUAAUAGUUUAUGUCCUAUUCAACGAUUACAUCUAAGAAAAUCAUUACAUGGUUCAUAUUGACUUUGCACUAAGCUAGUGUAGUGGAAGAUUGUUAGUACUUAUAUAUUGAAGAUAACUUUUUUGGAAGUUAAGUGGGAAUCAAUAUAUAGGUACACUGAAUGAAUAAACCUUGAUUAGAAUAGAACCAAUAUAUUUUUGUUUUUCUUA